UUUAUCUGUGGAGAGUCCAGGGUGUGGCAAGAGUCCUUUGUCACUGGGAAGCCAGCAUUAAUGUUUCAGUUAAUCACCCUAAUUAGCAUUGGAAAGGUUUUGUCUCUUGCCUGGGGGCAUCCUUUGUUCAGUCAUUAGCUGCCCUCUGCCCUCAGAGUGUUGGUUCCCAUCUACUGUUUUGAUUUUAGAGUUUUUUAAUAGUGGUAGCCAGAUUUUGUUCAUUUUCAUGGUUUCUUCCUUUCUGUUGAAGUUGUCCACAUGCUUGUGGAUUUCAAUGGCUUCUCUGUGUAGUCUGACAUGAUAGUUGUUGGAGUGGUCCAGCAUUUCUGUGUUCUCAAAUAAUAUACUGUGUCCAGGUUGGUUCAUCAAGUGCUCUGCUAUGGCUGAUUUCUCUGGUUGAAUUAGUCUGCAGUGCCUUUCAUGUUCUUUGACUCUUGUUUGGGUGCUGCGUUUGGUGGUCCCUAUGUAUACUUGUCCACAGCUGCAUGGUAUCCGGUAGACUCCUGCACAGACCGUACACAGAGAAUCUGUGAACCUCACCUCCUCCAAGGUGAACUAAACCACCUAAACUGGGCUCUACAGGCAAUGGAUACUCCACCACAGACAUCAGAAGAGCUGUAAGGCCAAGAAUAAGCCAUGACAGUAAAGACAAAGAUCCACCCGGAGGAAAGGUGUUUUCACCAUACAUCAAGGGAACCACUGACCGCAUAGGCAAACUGAUGAAGAAGCACAACCUACAAACUAUCUACAGACCCAUGAAGAAAAACCAACAAAUGCUACGGUCAGCGAAGGACAAGAGGGAUCCUCUCUCCUCUGCAGGAGUCUACCGGAUACCAUGCAGCUGUGGACAAGUCUACAUAGAGACCACCAAACGCAGCGCCCAAACAAGAGUCAAAGAACAUGAAAGGCACUGCAGACUAAUUCAACCAGAGAAAUCAGCCAUAGCAGAAUACUUGAUGAACCAGCCUGGACACAGUAUAUUAUUUGAGAACACAGAAAUGCUGGACCACUCCAACAACUAUCAUGUCAGACUACACAGAGAAGCCAUUGAAAUCCACAACCAUGUGGACAACUUCAACAGAAAGGAAGAAACCAUGAAAAUGAACAAAAUCUGGCUACCACUAUUAAAAAACUCUAAAAUCAAAACAGUAGAUGGGAACCAACACUCUGGGGGCAGAGGGCAGCUAAUGACUGAACAAAGGAUGCCCCCAGGCAAGAGACAAAACCUUUCCAAUGCUAAUUAGAGUGAUUAACUGAAACAUUAAUGCUGGCUUCCCAGUGACAAAGGACUCUUGCCACACCCUGGACUCUCCACAGAUAUAUAUUCUUUUCUUUCCUUACCUAGUUUAUCCAUACCUCACAACCUCUGAGGAUGCCUGCCAUAGAUGUGGGCGAAAGGUCACUUCUGGAACAUGGCCACACAGCCCAAAAGACAUACAACAACCCUGUGAUCCCGGCCAUGAAAACCUUCAACAACACAUCCUUUCCUGUAUUUCGAACCCAUUGCUCCACUGAGUCUUAGUUUCAAGCAGGGCCAUGGGUUUGAAACGUUUUUUAGUGAAUCAUGAAGAGUAGUUCCAUAACACAAAAUAAUUUAGAAAUCCGGCUCCAUCGAAAAACUUCAGUGGACACUCAUGAGGAUUGGUUAAUCAGUUAAAAUUCAUGAGUAAGCCAAGUUUUUUAAAAAACCUGAAAAAUUUUGGGGGGCAGUGUUGAACCCCUAAAUCUAGCUUGGAUACAACCCUGGUUUUGUAGGGACCAUAAGCCAGUCAUGGGGCUGUAUAGAACUUGGAGCUUAGGAGACAAACAUCCAGAGUUCUGUCUUUAAGACUGCAAAAUGGUUUAUUUACAAAAAUAAUAACUACAUUUCUUUAGAGUGAACUGGGUCCUAGCAACUCUAUACUCCAUCUCUUCUAGGGUUUCAAAGAGAGGGAAAAAUCUCCAAGCACACAUCUCUCCUGACACACUACGAGAGAGAGAUCUCAAUACACAAAGUACACACUUGAAUGUAAAAGUAGAAAGCCAAAAGACAAAAAGGCAUGCACCGACAAAGUAUCCAUUCUACACAACCAAUCAGAAUGAGAGCAGAAACAGAGAGGAGAAAUAGAUACUGUACACCCCAACUGUAAUUCAAGAGUUAGGAGGGAAGGAAUUUCCCUCAGCCUAUUCUAAAGCUAACUCUUCCGCAUUGAGGACUGCAGACCUGGGCAGUGUGGGGUUGAAUUCCAACACCCAGGACAUCACAAGAUGUGAAGUACAGGCCUAGCCCAAGAAUCUUGCUGCCUUUUCUAAGAAAUGUUGGCAAAAUUGAUUUUUCUCUUGUAUUAUAACUACAGGGAUAAUUUUUGGACACUUUGUUUCCAGGGCUUAGGAAUCUGUCUGGGGGUAGCAGGUUUAAUUUAGUUUUAACAGGCAAAAGAUAGUGUGUAUCCCUAUUAAUGUAAAUAAAUACACCAUUGGGAGGGGCUUUCUUGGCAGAUUUCAUAUGUACACAAUGUACAAGUGUUUCUUGGCUGUUACGUAAUCGCAUACCGCAGCCUGUAAGGUAACACAUAAUGAAAUAUUAAUUCACAUAACCCAGCAAUAGCCCUGAUAUCAUAAGUGCUGGCUGCCAUAAAUAAGUAACUCUACUGCCCUCUCACCUUAAUGGGAUGACGGACAAGUGCCAAGAAAAUGCAGUUUCACCCCAAAACUGGUUCCAAAUUAGGCUGGCCCAGAAAGUCCUCUGCAACCAAGCUAUUCUUAGAUUUCUUGGUGGUUUCAGUCCAAAGAGUAAAAUGGAUGGAUGGGCAGACAGAUGUAGAUAUGUCAGUCUGCUGAUUUUCCUUUAGAUUAACUAAUUUUCGAUCGGAUUAUAGUUUUUAACCUUGCUGCGCAUCCCCCACAUUUGGCAUUUGUUGAAGCAGCGCCUUUCAAAUGUGCAAUAGGAAAUGGAAAAUUUCUGUUUCCCCAUUGAGGGAUGAAUUGCAAUUUCCUCCUUGCACAUGAAACACAACAUUAAGCAAGUGCCUUCUCCUUUUUGUUGUCCACAUCUUGAACAUAAUUUGUUAAGAACAGUUGGUUUUUCUCCAUUGUCUGCAAAAGAUGCAAGAUGCUCCACGGUAACACGAAUCUGAAAAUUCUCUUUCUUCUUGCUGGCUCUUUGGGGGUUUCCAGCCUUUUUCCUUAUCCACUUAUUGUCCUGGAUGUGCCCUCUGAUGGCAUCAAAGAAGGAGACUCCAUCAAGAUUGUAUGCUUAGCACCCAGGGCCUAUGUGGAUGCCUGGUUCUAUUUGCUCAAAGGAGAACAAGCCCAGCCAGUUCAGAUUCUGCCAGCAGCAGAAGCCCAACACACUGUUACCUUUCAUCUGGAGAACAUCACUACUGGAGAUGGGGGCCAAUAUAGGUGUCAAUAUGGCCUCCAUAAUGGAAGCCAUUUGCAGCUGUCUGAACUCAGCUUCGUCCUGGAGAUUACAGUGGAGGAGUCCAGUUUGACCACUUCUGUUCCAACUGAUCCUCCAAAUUCUGGCUCAAAAGGUUCAGACUGGGUUCUUCCCACUGCUUUGAGUGCGACUGGAAUACUGCUGCUGGUUUUGAUCCUAGUGGUUGCUGUGAUUGCAGUUGGACGAUUGAAAGAAAGAAGACAGAAAAAAAGGGUAUUAGAUUCCUGCUGGACAGAAACAAGCUACCCUGCAACAGAGACAUCCUUUGAUAACAGCAUGUACACUGUUUCCGUGGAAGUGAGCAUGGUCUUGUGAUGUCACCAGGAUCCUUGAUGCCAUGGAUGACGACAGAGACUGGUGGCAGCAGAGACCGUGGACUUCACUGCCUUCGUCCAUUGUACUCUAUGUGCCUCAGAUUCCCUUUGGAGAAUUGUUGCAGUUAUAUCUGACUUAAGAAGUGGUAUGGAAGCAACAAAAACCACUUGUCGGUGUAUCCAGCCUUGGUGUACAUUCUCAAGGCUUAGUUUAUCUCACUUAAAAGGACACAAUGGAAACAUACUCUAUCCUUUAAAUCAGAAAGUGGAGACUCCUUUCUUUUGACCUUAUCUACUUCUACAGAUAGGUUCAACGAGGAACAGAACUUUAUCAUCUCACUUGGAAGUGCCACAAUUAUAUGAGAAUAUGGUUUCCAGAGGUAAAUGUUUUGUGGGGGAAAGGCCCCACAGUCAAUAGGAUGUGUAGGAAUAGGUGCAGGUUGGUUCAUUUGCUCCGAUAGUCUGAAUCAGAGGAGCUUCGUUGGAUUGAUGUAUUUGGCUCACCACCCUGAAAACCUAGAAUGGAUCAAUUCUCUACAACAGAUGCACAUUGAAGAGGGACAGUUUUUGACAAAGUACAAUGACAGGGGUCCAAGCUGGGUUAAACUAGGGUUGACAGCAGAAGUGAGAAGCAUCACAACACAGCUGUGAAGUAGGUCAGAUUGAGAGAUAAGUGACUGCCCAGAAUUACUUGGGAGCUUUAUUCCAGAGUGAGGAUUUGAACCUAUGUUUUCCACAUUGUAUCACUUGAAGCAGAGCUGAACAUCCUUUUCAGGCAGGUCUGGUAUUAAUUGGGGAGGUUUUCCCUUGGUGCAAAAGAAUGGGAAGGUUUAAACUUCUUCUCCCUGCCCACACAUCUUGAUCUUCUAUGUAUCUUUGUAGGUGAAAUUCUCUUGCUGCUGGCAAAUGAAAAAGCCAGAUGAAAGUAUUUUUUCUCCUAUGGCAAAUUAUUUGGCAAAAAGGAAAAGUUGGUGAUCUUUCAGCUUUGGUGCAUGCGGAGAAGAGAUGUUGGGUGUUUAUUUAAUUAUAUAUUAUAUUAUAUUAUAUUAUGUUAUAACCACAGCCACCAAAUUGUAAAGAUGUUUUUAUUUAAACGCUGCCACCAAAUGUAAAGAUGUUUAUAAUUUGGCCACCAGAUGUAAAGGGGAUUAUCAACGCUUGCCACCACUAUGGGAAAAUAUAGCCACUAGCUACUUAGAGAGGAGACCUUUUAAAUUAUGUUUUUCUUCUUUCUUCUUGUUUGCUUUUGAUGGUAAUAUAUAUGUGGCAGAAGCUGAGAUGUUUAAAAGAACAAUAACAUGUUUAUUCAGGCACAAAGCUUAAUGGUUACAGUAACUUUCUCUUUAGAGGCACUUUAGUUAACAGUUGCAAAGCUAGAAUGAGGUGUUUCAAACUUCUUAAAAUGUUACUUCUUUCUUUACUGCUCUAAACUGCAGUCACCCUGUGAAUUACAAUCACAGAUUAUCUGUUCCUUAUCAGGAGACAGACUACCUUAAAAUAAGUCACCAAACUUAUUUUAAGCUGACUCAAAAAUAAGCAUUUGAGCCUCCCUGAUCCCUUCAACUGAGGAUCAGUCUUCACUGUACCUCAUCAGGGCACAGACUAACUGCUUCUUUUUCAAACCUGCACUUCUCCACCAAAACGGCAGUUGGCUCUGCCCACUUCUCCAUGGCAACCAACUCAUGAGUGCAGAGUAACUGAAAUAUUGACCCUUUUAAAACCCAAUUAAACAUGACAUCUGUAAACAAAAAAACCCCACACUUCGUUACAGUGCGGCACACAAUGAGCCUCCCAGAAUCAAAUAAGUACACACUGUUCAGUCUGUCGCUAUACAUUCUAUUUCAUUAACACUAUGUAACACAAUUUUUGUUCCUGAGUUAUAAAUGCCAUUUCCUAAUUGGUUCUAUCAUAAAAAAACAUGGAAAAAGUUCAUUAAACUGCAAAAACUUUGUUCUUGCAGGACAUCUGGCAGCACAUUUUGCUAUUGUUUUUCAAUGAAUAUCUCAUGAAAUCUCGACCAAUUCAACAUAGUUUGUGGCAGCCACAAAAACAAAGUUUCUAGAGUAUAAUGACUACUUUCAGUAAGCGCCACACAAUUAAACAGGAAAUAACACUUUCAAACCAGGAACAGAACAUUUUUCAAAUUUUGUUGUAUUUUGUUACAUUCACCCAUAUAUUUCAAAAACUUUCACAGAGACAUGCCUCAGGAAAGCCUUAUCCCAGUGCAGAGUACUAAUUCCAGAUACAGUAUAAUGCUCCUUUAGUGAGGACCAAACUAAUAAAAGUGAAUGGGACUUACUAGAAAAGUCAAACUUAUGUGAAUUAAAGGUUUUCCUCUGUCAUAGUGCUUUGAUAUAUUAAUGAUCUUGGGGAAAUUAUGAGAUGUGUUUUUUGCUCACAGAAUGAGCCAGAUUCCUUAUUAGAUGAUGGAACAGAACUGUAGAUAUGCUGCUGCUGCUGAUGAUGAUGAUGAUGCAGGCAGAAGGUUAAUGCACGUAGAAAGAAAGGAUUCUUCAAAAGUGGAAAAUUGUAUAGGAAAUUGAUUUUGUUUCCUUAAAAAUAGCUGUUUUUUUUGGAAAUAUGCUAAUGCUGUCUUUUUUAAAAACAUAAUUCUACGAUCUGAUUGGUGAAAAUGUAAGGCAACAUUUUACGCCACAUUCAGAUAUAGAGGGGCAUUUAGAAAAUGAAAAAAUGGAUAAACACAGGUUAUUAUAUAAUCGUUGCUCAGUUAUAGUGACAUCUGUCCUGCCCUGUCUGUGGAGUAAGACCAGUUUACAAAAAUAUGUAGCAAAAGAUAAAUACAAUUCAGGACCUUUAAGACACUUCAAAGCCACAGGAUGGCUUUGAACCCAGGAUCUUUCCAGCAUGGUAAAUGCAAAGGGGUUCAUCAGGUCAAGGCUAUGGGUUAAAAGCAUUGCCUCUUGGUAUUUGUUGGACACAGAGGGAAGGAAGGUUUGUCUUUGCCUUCCUUUGCUUAAGGUCACCCAGUGGGUUUUCAUGGCAGAGUAGGGAUUUGAAUCCUGGUCUCUAUAGUCACAACUCAGUGCUCAAACAAGUACACCUUGAUGGCUCUUAAGCAGUGGUUCCCAACCUCCAGGUGUUUUGGACUUCAACACCCAGAAAAUCUAGACUUUGAAUCUUGUGGCAUCUUUGACUGGAUUCAUGAUGAUGAUGAUUCUUAUCACUUUUAUUUAUAGACUGCUUUUCUCUCUAUAAAUAAGACUCAUAGCAGUUUACAGCCAAUUCAAUACAAAACUCAAAAGUAUACAAACAUUAAAAUAGAAUUAAACAUUAAUGUUAUUAAAAAUAAACACUUAAAUUCUUAAAACUGAUUCAGUUUUGCACUGCCAUAUAUCUACACUGCCAUACAUCUACUGCCAUUGAUCUACACUACCAUAUAAUGCAGUUGUAUUGGGGGGCAGGUUGAACCCCUAAACUGCCCCCUUGGCUACAGGCUUGAUUGCGUGAGUUCCCUCCUUUCAGGACACUUCUACCUCUUUGCAACUGUUCCGUCUCCCAGGCGUUUGAUUUUACAAAUUGCUCAUAGUUGUAGGAACAGCACCUGUUUGCAUUUCUUCCAGGGCUGUUGCAGAUUCUGCAGCACUCUGAUAGUCAACUAUUAGCAGAGUUUAUAGCCAGUUUGCAGAGCCUUGCUGCUAUAGGCUUGCAAAUGUAUCUUUUUGUUCUGGAGACCGCCCCUUUUCCUGGGGAAAGAAGGCUCCAUUUUGAGAAGCCUCUUGCCUUCUAGACUGAAGAAGAAAGAACUUAGAUGUGCUUGAGUGGCCAAGCCAGGCCAACUCUGACAAAGCCAUCGUAAGUAUUGACCUGCCUUUAAAACCAGCGCUGAGCAUAAAUAGGGAAAGACUUGCUCUUUCUAAAAAUAGUAGCUUAGCGCUGGGGCAUAGAACAUCUCUGGAUUUCCUUGCCACUGGAAGAAGCCCUACCAACUUCGCCUCAAAAACUAGCUUUGAGCUUAUAUAGUGAUAGACCUGCUCUUUUUGAUAGCAGCUCAGGGCUAGGGUAAAGAAGAUCUCAGAAUCUCUUUGCCUUUGGUGGAAGUUAACCCAGCAACUAAAGAGGAAAAGCAAGAAAAGGAACAUCUGCAAGGUUUUAUAAGUUGACUGGUUUUAUUUGCAACCUUAACUACGUGUGCCAAGUCUGCCAAGGACUUUGUGAAAAUAAAAUUUUGUUUGAUUAUUCUA
Messenger RNA from Anolis carolinensis (green anole), 7937 nucleotides. RefSeq names its product chromosome 2 C19orf38 homolog (gene c2h19orf38). The coding region runs from base 3092 to 3736 and encodes 214 amino acids. The transcript has 8 exons. The record is from RefSeq and is a predicted model, not a curated record. Lineage: Eukaryota; Metazoa; Chordata; Lepidosauria; Squamata; Anolidae.